AUGGCUGUGGCUCCUCCCAGGCAGCUAAGUAAAACAUUCCAGCCCACCUCUGGGACUCUGCUGGUUCCCUCACACUCUCUGACAUCCAGUCAGGUUUUCACUGUAGCCCAAAGGUUCCUGAGCUGCAGCAAAAUGAGAGGAUUCGUACUGUUGCUUGCUUUGGUUUACUCUGCUGCUGCUCAGCACCAAGCUCUUAUUGACUACUUGGAACGGAGGCUUCUUGCAAUUGAGGACAGGAUCUCUCUGUGGCAAGAGCAGACCACACGCUAUGCGUCCGAGCUGCGGGAGCUGAAGCAGCAGAUGGUUUCUCAGCUGGAGAGUCUUGACAAAGAGAAAGAAACCCUCAGGACGACUCUGGACGGAGUGGGGACGAGGGUGGACCGGGUCGAACGGGAACUGGACUACCUGGAGACGCAGAACGGGGCCCAGCCGUGCGUGGACGUGGACGACAAGCUGAUAGAGCAGCAGGUGACUCUGGUUAAGGAGAAGCAGAAGGCGAAAUACUUCAAACUCACAGACUGCAGUGAUAUGAUCUCCAGCAUUAAAGCCAUGAAGAUCCUGAAGAGGGUCGGAGGGCCCAAGGGAAUGUGGACCAAAGACACAGGUGGAGCAUCUGGGAAGGUCUACAUCUUCAACGGGACGGCUGAGGACACCAUCAACGAGUUUGCCACGGUUCAAGACUUCACUCGCUCUGCGGGCUUUUCUCUGUCCACCGACGUGAAGAUUCCCUCAACCUGGAAGGGAACCGGACAUGUGGUCUACAACAACCACGUGUAUUACGUAAAUCAGGAAGAGGAGAUAAGGGUGGUCAAAUUCGACACUAAAAAUAAGUCCAUCACAGACAGCGUGGUCUUUCCAGUACAGGAUCAUGUUCCUGUGUACGGCCUGAACCCUGAGACGGUGAUGGACCUGGCCGUGGACGAGGAGGGCCUGUGGGCCAUCUACGCCACGAGGCAAAACGAGAGGCACAUCUCUAUGGCUAAGAUGGACAGCAACUCCCUGGACGUCGAGCAGAUGUGGGACACGAACUGCCCAAGAGAGAACGCAGAGACAGCCUUCAUCAUCUGCGGCACCCUGUAUGUGGUGUAUAACACCAAGCAGCCUGGCCGCUCACGAGUGCAGUGCGUGUUUGACGUGAAUGACCUGGUGACUAACGAGGAGGCGCCCCUAGUUUACUUUCCAAAGCGCUACGGCUUCCAUGCCAGCCUGAAGUACAAUCCUCAGGAGCAGCUGCUCUACGCCUGGGAUGAUGGCUACCAAAUCCUCUACAAGCUUUCCAUGAAGAAGAAGCUGGAAAUCUGAGCCGAGUGAAGUAGCCCAGUGCCUUCGAAAGGGUUCAUGCGAGUCAUAUCUGACCAAAGAUCGUUGAUUAGGUCAAAUAUUUGCAGCGUCUGUUUGCGUUUUCAGGUUAUCUGAAGUGAAUUUUGUAAUCUGUAAAAUUCUGCAUAUUAUUGUCAUUAAUGUUACUUGUUAUGUUUUCAGGCUCUGACAAAUCUUUGACUGAGAUGCAAAACACAACUCAAGCUUUGCUGAGCUUUCACAAUAAACACUUCCCACAUUAUGUGCAUUGCUAUCAUUUUGUAUGCAUUAGUAUGUAAAUGCAGAUAAUUUGGAAAUUUCUAACUAAACUCUUCUUGCAAUUUAUUUUUAGAAAAAGAGCCAGUUUGUGGCUAAAUGUGACGCGCUGUUAGCGUGUCACAUUUAGAUGAUUAUUAAACCAAUUCUCAGUAGUUUUAACCCAUAAUUUAAAAAUGUGCAAUACUCAUCACCAACUUCAAUACAUCUUUCCUAAAUAUGAUUCCCAAAGUGAUCAAAUUAAUUUUUUAUUCAUAACUUUAUUAAAGUAAUACAAACCACAGGCUGUUAGCAGACAGUUUUCUUUAAUUGCAAAGAAAACAUGUAGCUUUAGCUCCAUCAGCCCUUAAUUAUUAGCAAUUUUCUGGUUGUCGAUUAAUUCAAUUGAAUGUUGUGUCUUGAUUAUAAGAUCCUCAGAUGUGUUGCUAUUUAGUUAAUGUCAGAAUAUUUGUGAGGACAUGCUAGCAGGCUAGCACUGGUUCAGAAACAUGUAAACCACCCUCUUAAAACUCUUGUUAUUUUGGAUGUAAAAGCAUGAGGCCCUAAUAAAUCAACAGUUUUUUGCUAAAAAAAAGCUGAAAGGUGCAGAAAGCUAUUUGCAUACACAUGCACACUUUGAUACAGUGUUGAACACCUUUUUUGAUUUAACUGUCUUCUAAUUUUUAUGCACCGUCCUCACUGAGACAUAUUUGACCUCUGUAAUCUCUCCAAAUCCAUCAGAUUGUGAAGACAGUCGUCUCCAGGUAAACGUUCAGGUUUUCUGUCAGAUAUUACUGGGAACUCUUUCAUGGCUACUUCACAUCGUGGAUUUUCCUCUUCUGAAUGCAUCAUGUUGUUUCAAACCAUCUUCACUUUCAGUUUUCCAGCAGACUUAUGAAGGUUUGGGUCAAAAGUGGCUGGUACUCAGGACUGUCCACAACUUUAUCCCACUUCACAAAAGCAUCAUUUCCUCUGAAAAAUAAAAGUAACCCCCUUAGCAUGAUGCAGCCACACCCAUGUUUCACUAUAAGUAUAAUGUUUUUUUCAAUGAUGUGCAGCGUUUCUGUUCUGCUUUACUAAAACACAUGACCUGGAUGUUUUUGUUGAUGUCUUCUUAACUUUUCAUCAAUUUUGAAAUUCCCAUGUCUUUAAUCAUGUGACAUGAUGUACAUAGUUUUUUAAUUCUGUUCUCAAGGUGAAUACCCUUAUGCUUAUGCUAUACAUUGUUUUAAUCCUUCGUAAUCUUUCUGCAUGAUAUUUAAUUAGCUUAAAGAUGUAAUUGUCAGAAAAUACUUACCACAGCUGGGACUGUGUUCAUGUUUGAUCAGAUUUACUAUAUUUUAUAAUAUGGUAAAUCUAGUAUAGAUAGUUUAACAGAGUGUUAGUUUAACAAUCUGCACACUUAUGGAACCGAGCAAUGUUGAUUUCUAAUAUGUUCCUCCUGACAGACUUUAUUGUUUUUCAGAUAAGUAUCCAGGAUAAAUAUAUCAUAUUUGGAUAAGGAAUUCAAUUUAUUUACUAAUGUCUAAAUUUGAAUAAAAUUAUAAACAUUUUUA
Messenger RNA from Poeciliopsis prolifica (blackstripe livebearer), 3110 nucleotides. RefSeq names its product olfactomedin-like 3b (gene olfml3b). Lineage: Eukaryota; Metazoa; Chordata; Actinopteri; Cyprinodontiformes; Poeciliidae. The record is from RefSeq and is a predicted model, not a curated record. Gene Ontology annotation, biological process: signal transduction. The coding region runs from base 1 to 1302 and encodes 433 amino acids. The transcript is spliced from 3 exons.